GCGUCUCCAAAAAUAGACAGUUGUCAUUUUUUGUCAAAGUUAGUGACUUGUGUUUUCCUUGUCUGUAUUUGAAAAAUUAUCAAAAAUGCCGAUCGAAAACCUGGAAGACCAAGGCCUGGAGAAAAACCCCGACCUCGAACUUGCCCAUUGCAAGUUUUUACUCACCCUUCCCGAGUACAGAAACGACCGCUUUGUCCACCAAAAAAUCACCGAUGCCAUCAAAAAAGACGACAUGGCCCCUUGGUACGAGCUCAUUAUCAAGGACUGCGGCUGGAAAAAAGACGCCAAUUUUCUCAAAACCAUCCAAGCGAAGAACGCUGAAGAAAUCAAAAAGUUGGAUGCGGCGAUUGAAGACGCUGAGAAGAAUUUAGGCGAGAUGGAAGUCCGUGAGGCGUAUUUGAAGAAAGCGGAGUAUUAUAGUCGGAUUGGUGAUAAGGACAAUGCCGUAGCGACUUUCCGACAAACUUAUGAUAAGACGGUGUCUUUGGGGCACCGUCUCGAUAUUAUUUUCCAUUUAAUCAGAAUCGGUUUAUUCUUCAUGGACCAUGACAUUAUUACUCGUAAUAUAGACAAAGCGAAAAGUUUAAUUGAGGAAGGGGGCGAUUGGGACAGACGUAACAGACUUAAAGUCUACCAGGGGGCUUACUGUAUGGCAGUCCGUGAUUUCAAGACAGCCGCCAAUUUAUUUUUAGACACAGUCAGCACUUUCACAUCGUACGAAUUAAUGGAUUAUAAAGCUUUUGUCAGAUACACCGUUUACACAUCAAUCAUAAGUUUACCACGGAACCAAUUGAGAGACAAAGUGGUUAAAGGGUCGGAAAUUUUGGAAGUUUUACACUCUGAAGCCUUCGUCAAAGACUACUUGUUUUCGUUGUAUAAUUGCCAGUAUUCCGAAUUUUUCAACAAUCUCGCUGAGGUUGAGACAGUUUUGCGCAAGGACUACUUCCUCAACCCUCAUUAUCGCUACUACGUCCGUGAGAUGAAAAUUUUGGCAUACACCCAGUUAUUGGAGUCUUACAGGUCCCUAACUUUGCAAUACAUGGCCGAAGCGUUUGGUGUCACAGUUGAAUUUAUCGAUUCGGAAUUAUCUACAUUUAUUGCAGCUGGAAGAUUGCACUGCAAAAUUGAUCGAGUCGGGGGAAUUGUCGAAACAAAUCGCCCCGAUUUGAAAAAUGCACAGUUUAAUUCCGUUGUUAAACAAGGAGAUUUAUUACUCAAUCGUGUGCAAAAACUCUCAAGAGUCAUUAAUAUAUAAUUUUGUACUUGUAAUCGCUAGUAAUAACAAUUAUUAAUCCGUUA
Molecule: messenger RNA, 1299 nt
Organism: Tribolium castaneum (red flour beetle)
Lineage: Eukaryota; Metazoa; Arthropoda; Insecta; Coleoptera; Tenebrionidae
Gene: Rpn7
Product: Regulatory particle non-ATPase 7
Exons: 6
Coding region: 86-1255 (389 amino acids)
Biological process (GO): proteasome-mediated ubiquitin-dependent protein catabolic process
Cellular component (GO): proteasome regulatory particle
Molecular function (GO): protein binding
Source: RefSeq, a predicted model, not a curated record